Molecule: messenger RNA, 1044 nt
Organism: Andrographis paniculata
Lineage: Eukaryota; Viridiplantae; Streptophyta; Magnoliopsida; Lamiales; Acanthaceae
Exons: 2
Coding region: 135-779 (214 amino acids)
Molecular function (GO): protein binding
Source: RefSeq, a predicted model, not a curated record
UUAGGCUUGGGGACGCAGCAGCCAUUGCAGAGCUUCUUCCAGCUUCUUCUUCUUCUUCUAGAUUGAAUCUGGAAGUUUCUGCAGUUUACAGAAAGCGAUCGAUUAUACUCGUUUAGGUGCGGGAGAGACCAAAUAUGGUUGGAUCUGUACUCAGAACUGACAGUCGCAAUAUCAAGUUCUGCUGUAGCUACGGCGGUCGGAUUAUUCCACGUUUCCCCGACGGAGAGCUCCGGUACCACGGCGGAGUGACGCGUGUCCUUUCCGUCAAUUAUUCCGUUUCCUUUUCCGAUUUGUUGGUGAAGAUGGAGGAACUGUGUGGAUCUCCGGUGAGUCUAAUUAGGUGCAAAUUGCCGACGGAGGAUUUGGACGCGUUAGUGUCCAUAACUUCCGACGAGGAUCUCGCGAAUCUAAUCGAGGAAUACGACUACGCCUCCGCGGCGGAGGAACCGCCGAAGUCUCUGAAGAUUCGAGCGUUCCUUUCAGUUACCAAAAGCCUGAGUAAGAAAUUGUCUUCGCCUUCCUCCUCUUCUUCAUCUUCCUCUUGCAGUAGCGACGGUUCGCCGCCGAAGUCGUCGUUCUACUACUGCGGCGGCGGUUUGCCGCCGAGGUAUCCGAGCUCGACCGGCGGCCGAUGCGUUCGGAAGGCGUCCUUUCCUGCGGCGUACCCCGUUGUUGUGGGAAGAUCUGGCGGAGAAAUCCCUAAACGAUACGUAUAUUCUCAGUAUCUGAAGGGCAGCCAUGGAUAUGGCGGCGAAGUUUUUAUUGGCCACAGUAGCUAACAGAAAUGUAAUUUCUGGCAAUAGCAAAAUAUUGAGGAAACAGAACCAAUUAAUUAUAUUAUAAAAGGAGAAAAAAUUUAAAAAAUUAUAUAUAUAUAUAUGUAAUAAAUAUUUUAUAUAAUGAUAUAUGUAUAUGUGUUAAAUUUUGAUGUACAGCUGAGAUGAUAGAAAAUGGCUCAAUUUCACAGAAUAUCAUGUAAUAGGUUAAGAAGGCCCCAUUUUUGUUGGUCUUUUGAAAUGGAGAUUCACAAAAUUUUUAGCAUUA